AGCUAUUUAGUUUAGUUUUGUGUUAAGUUAAGAGCGGUCCUAAUUGGGCAUAACAAUGAUGCAGUUUAGUAAAAUACUGUUAGUUGGGAAUUUAUUUGCAAUAUUAACAUACGCUGCGGUCGUUCCUAAUUCAGAGUUUAGUGUUUUAAGUAAUGAGAAUAAUUUAAUUGAUGAUUCUACAAGCAAAUGGUGGCAAACUGCUUCGUUUUAUCAAAUUUAUCCAAGGUCCUUCAAGGAUAGUAACGGUGAUGGUGUCGGUGAUUUGAAAGGUAUCACUGAGAAGUUACCUUACCUAAAAGAGAUUGGUAUCACAGCAACAUGGUUAUCUCCCAUUUUCACUUCUCCUAUGGCUGAUUUUGGCUACGAUAUCUCAAAUUUUACAGAAAUUGAACCUAUGUUCGGAACUAUGGCGGACUUCGAAGACUUAAUCAAGAAAGCUAAUGAAGUUGGAGUGAAAAUAAUCUUAGACUUUGUUCCAAAUCAUUCUAGUGAUGAAUGUGAAUGGUUCGUAAAGUCAGUAAACCGUGAUCCUGAAUUCGAGGAUUUCUAUGUUUGGCAUCCUGGACACAUUGUAAAUGGUAUUCGAAAACCUCCAAGCAACUGGGUUAGUGUUUUCCGUGGUAGUGCAUGGGAGUGGAACGAAAAACGUCAAGAAUAUUAUUUGCAUCAAUUUGUGGACAAACAACCUGAUUUAAACUACCGAAAUCCAAAAGUCAGACAAUAUAUGAAUGAAAUUCUUCGAUUUUGGUUAAAAAAAGGCGUUGCAGGGUUCCGUUGCGAUGCUGUCCCAAACGUUUUUGAAGUCGCCCCAGAUGCCGAAGGUAAUUAUCCCGACGAACCUGUUAACGAAUGGGUAACUGACCCAGAGGACUAUGGAUACACAAAACAUAUUUAUACUAAUGAUCAACCAGAGACAAUAAAUUUGGUCUAUGAGUGGAGGCAGGUUUUGGAUGAUUUCAAAGCUGAGCAUGGAGGGGAUGAUAGGAUUCUUAUGAUUGAAACAUGGUCUGAAAUCGACAUUGUUAUGCAGUACUAUGGCAACAAAACUGCUGAGGGUGCUCAAAUUCCAUUCAACUUUCAAAUGAUAUCUCGGUUGACCAGUGAAUCUGAUGCUUAUUACUAUGCUGAAACUAUUAAUCUUUGGAUGGAUAAAAUGCCCAAAGGUCGAACAGCGAACUGGGUUUUGGGAAAUCAUGACAAGAAACGAGUUGGAACUCGCCUGGGAGCUAAGCGCAUUGAUCUUCUUAAUAUUUUACUUUUGUCUUUGCCUGGAUGCAGUGUCACAUAUCAAGGUGAGGAAAUCGGCAUGACAGAUGUUUGGAUAUCCUGGGAAGAAACCGUAGAUCCACAAGCCUGUAACGAUGAUGAAUCUGUGUAUUUGGAAAAGUCACGUGACCCUUGUCGGUCACCAUUCCAAUGGAGCGAUGAGAAAAAUGCAGGAUUUUCAACUGGUCCAAAAACUUGGUUACCAAUCUCAGACAUGUAUCGUGAUGUGAAUGUAAAGAAGGAACGAGGAGUUGCCCAUAGUAAUCUUAAUGUAUAUAAAAAAUUGCAAGCAUUACGUCGUGAUCAAACCUUCAAACGCGGUGACUCUGAAGUCAAGGCUGUGAAUAAAAAUGUGUUAGCUAUCAAAAGGUCACUAUCAAAUAACUUUACUUACGUAAUAUUACUAAAUAUCAACGAAACUGUUGAGUCACUUGACUUGAAUUUAGUUUACCCUGGUUUGUCUGGUGAAAUGGAAUACGUUGUAGUCACUGCAAAGUCUGUACGACGAAUUGGAGAAAGAUCCCCCACCGAUCAAAUUAUAAUGCUGCCAAAUGAAUCAGUAGUUUUAAGAACAGUCAAGUGAAAGCCAUUAACACCGUGUUUAACAAUAUCAAUUAAUUUCGUUAUGAAUAAAAUGUGUUGAAAAAUGUGAAAUUUAAGAAACAUAA
Molecule: messenger RNA, 1934 nt
Organism: Eupeodes corollae
Lineage: Eukaryota; Metazoa; Arthropoda; Insecta; Diptera; Syrphidae
Product: maltase A3-like
Exons: 6
Coding region: 56-1849 (597 amino acids)
Biological process (GO): carbohydrate metabolic process
Source: RefSeq, a predicted model, not a curated record